AGAAGUCACAGGGGGCCGUGGCCAUUGGUUCUUCCGGUACCCAAACCUAAUACGGCGGGCGCACUUCACCAUAUGGUAGUCUCCUUCUAGUCUGAAAUCUUAGACAUUUCGGCUGUCUUGGGGGCCGUGUGUGCUGACAGGAUCUGGUCCAGCUUGCCUAGUACUCGGUCACGUAUAUUUUCCCCGGUUUUCAGACGUGUGUUUCGGAGGACAGCUUUCACAUGGGAACGAUGUCGGUCGCCACUACUAUCGCCAGUAUGGACAAGAUGAACACAACUGUGCCAACCGAGCCGGACACGGACACAAUAAAGAUGUUCGUGGGCCAGAUCCCGCGGUCCAUGGACGAGAAGGACCUGAGACAGAUGUUUGAGGAGUUUGGACCAGUCUACCAGCUUAACGUGCUUAGGGACAGAGCCACAGGACAGAGCAGAGGGUGCUGUUUUGUCACCUUCUACAGACGUAAAGAUGCCAUAGCUGCUCAGAAUGCACUACACAAUCUCAAAACCAUGCCAGGGAUGUCCCAUCCCAUACAGAUGAAACCUGCCAACAAUGAGAACAGAAACGCCAACGGCGAGUGUCCGGUUGAGGAACGUAAGCUGUUUGUCGGUAUGGUAUCGAAGAAAUGUAACGAGAGCGACGUACGCAUCAUGUUCGCGCCGUACGGAACGAUCGAAGAGUGUACCGUCUUGAGGGACCAGAACGGACAGAGCAGAGGUUGUGCCUUUGUAACAUUCUCCACCCGAGCUUCUGCCCUGAACGCCAUCAAAGCCUUGCACCAGUCCCAGACUAUGGAGGGUUGCUCCUCCCCCCUGGUGGUGAAGUUUGCAGACACCCAGAAGGACAAGGAACAGAAAAGACUACAGCAACUGAACGCCCAGGCCUGGAGUCAGAUGAACGCACUGGCCAGUCUGGCCGCCCUCAACCCACAAUACUUAGCUUCUGCAGUCAAGCCGAACAUAGACAAUCAAAUGACGUCUCUCAGCUCUCAGUACUUGGGCUCUCUGGGCUUCAACAGUGUCUCUGACGACCACCGCCAUAUUUUUGCAAGUUCACCUUCGCUCCUACAGCAGGCAGCGUUAGGCAACCAGGCAGCCUUCAAUCAACAGCUCACUGGCGACAUUCGGCAACUUUACACCCCAACUACAGGAUCCAGCACCGGAGGCGACAUUCGACAGCUUUACACAACCACAGGCACCAGCUCUGGAGGUUUAAAUAUGCUGGGAUUGCAACAGUUGUUGGCCGCGGCUACGGCAGCCAAUCAGGCUUCGGCGGGCACGGGGUCGUCCAGCGGGGUCAAUCCGUUGUCGAGCACAGGUUCUUACAGUUCCUCGUCUUCCCCCUGGGAUGGGUCAAACUUGGGCGCAGGGGGCAACACAAACACGUCGGCGCUGUCUGGCCUCGGAGCGCUGGCGGGACUACAGGGGCUCGGGACGCCCAACAGCACCCUGGGACUGCAGGCGCUCACCGGCCUGUCCGGGAUGGGCUCGCUGAACGGCACGCUGGGCGCAGCCACCGCGCUAACGGCCAGCGGAACCGCCGGUAAUGGGGUGGAUCCCUUGUCACAGGCUUACUCAGGAAUACAGCAGUUCGCAGGCAUGGAGCCAAGGCAAAGCAACGUAGGACAGAACUUAGCUACAUUCCCCAACGGGUACGGCACGGCGGGUCAGCUGGGCGCCACCGCCGCCGGCAAACAGAAGGAAGGUGAGCAGCAACAAGGUCCUGAGGGAGCGAACCUGUUCAUCUACCACCUGCCGCAGGAGUUUGGAGACCAGGACCUGAUGCAGACCUUCAUGCCGUUCGGGAACGUCAUCAGCGCCAAAGUCUUCAUCGACAAACAGACCAACCUCAGCAAGUGUUUCGGUUUUGUGAGCUAUGACAAUCCAGUGGCUGCCCAGGCUGCCAUCCAGGCCAUGAACGGGUUUCAGAUCGGGAUGAAGCGGUUGAAAGUGCAACUGAAGCGUCCUAAGGACGCAAACAAGCCGUACUAAAGGCCAGAUACUUAUGAUUGCCUGUCACGUUGCGUAUUGAGUGUGGGUCCGUCUCUGACACGUGCUGUAACCGUGGUUACCGUGUUCUCUGCUUCCCACGUGCCCGUACGUAUCGUUCACACUCGUGUCACUCGCUCGUUUGCGUCCGUUAUACGCGCAUGCUCCUCUCUGAGCGAGCAUGCACCCAAGCAUUUGGUUUCCAUGGCUGCCAUUUUCACAACCUGUGAACUGUAGAACUGUUACCUCCCUUCAAAAUGUACUCGCCUUGCACACCCCUUUGUUUGGAAUGGACUGGUCCAGCAUCAGAUGUUGUUGCCAAAAAAAAUUAAAGAUUUUUCCUGUUGCCAAAGUUUUUCUGUGACAAGCAACAUUCGCUACAGAAACUGAGGUCGGACUGUUCCAUCUUUCAUGGGGGUGGCAAGGGUGAUCAGCAUAUUGGAAGGGAUAUACUUCUGUAGACACUUGUACUAGCAUGCUGAUACUGUGAACCUGCCCACCCCUGCUAGACAGUGGUAUGUGCCAUUCUUCUCAAUGUGUACAAAGAAUUCUGUAUGAAGUAAUUUUGUAAAAGGUUCGUGCCACUUUUGUAGAGGGGUGUGUCUCUUUGCAGUGGAAGGUACAAACAGUUACAAGAAUUUUUUUCCAUUCUGUCAAAAAAGCACAGAUGACUUAAAGAGAAGAGCAAAGAUUUGAAAGAUUAAAAUAUAUUGAUUGUUAUUGACACCGUAAAGUUAAUUUUAUUGCUUUUUUAUGGAAAAGCUGAAGAAAAAGCCAGUUUGAACAACUUCUGAAAGAAGUGACGUUAAGCCCAAAAUGACUCUUGGGUAUUUCUUUUGCCAACAAGAAGGCAUUUUUGUUGAAAUAUUUUGGAUCUCCAGUUUCCUGUAACAUAAACUUUAACAGGUUUCUGAGGAAAAAGUUAAACAGAAAAGGAAUUUUUGGCAAAUGUAAACUCCACAGUAAAGUGACCUUCACCCCUAGAAAUCGCCAUGGUACAUUCCACAGCGUUGUCCCCUGCUAUCCACUGGGUGGAGAGGGGGAUGUGCCAUUCUGUGAGCAGGGGUGUGCAGGUUGCAGGAAAAUGCCAUGAUAAUGUCUGUAAAAGCUACUUGUUAAGUGUGUAGUGUCAGAGAGUACCUUAGUGACUUGGGCUCCGUGUGUCAGUGUGACUUUAAAAUGCUGCACUUGUACGAAACUUCAGAAUUCUCGGCCGAAAGCCUGCUCCGUGGCUUCUUGUCUUCUCAUUUCGUUUGGAACUUAAAAUAUACCAGUCUGCCUGUCAUGUUGAAUUGAAAAAGAGAAACAAGUUCUGUGUUAAACAAAGAAGUGCCCGUUUGAGCAUGGAUGAAGAAAAAUGUUCUUGGUUUCGUGCUUUUGAUUUGUUGAGUGUUGCCACUGGACGUGUAGUGGCCACAAUUCUACGUGUUGAGACUAGUGGGCCUUCAGGGAGAAAUAGAUUAAAACUGGUCUCUGUGUAAAAAAAAAACAGUGUUUGUGACGAGUACUCAGAGAUUUGAUGUUUAUAUUGUCCCUCUGUACUUACGUUAGAGGAAAGCAGGCUGACCAAAAUUUGUUGAUCGUUUGAAGAGAGUUUGUUCGUAAAGAAAAGAAGGCCAAAAUGUUGAUAUAUUACGAAGUGCCAUGAUGUGGAAAUAAAGAGCUAUAUUUCGACAAAGGAGAUUUUUGUUCAGUCCAGUGUUCUGUUUAGAAGAAAAGAGAGGAAAUUUGUGUCUCAUAAGAAGUAGAAUUGUGCUGAGGAGUUUAGUUUUCCACGCUGGUGUGAAUCUUGUGGUAGGCAGUCUGAACCAUUAUUCCGUUUUAUUUAUUGGCCUUGUAGACUGUUGGCCAUGAGCGAUGUUUGACUGUAAACGGUUUUGUUUCUGUUCCUUUCCGGAAUGUUCCCAUUUCAAGAGUGUUCCUACCAUGUAUCGUAUGUUGUUGCCACCCCUCUUCAGUAUUGCUACAAUAUUGCUACGCACCAUUGCGAUGUGUUGUAUCGAAUGACAGUCAUCUCAGUCCCAUGCUCUAGAAAGUGUGGCAAUGUGAACCAUAGCUGUGUAAAGUGAAGCAGUGUUUGCCAUGUAUCUACACUUCUCAAUGUUGAAACGUUGUUAUGAUUGUACUUAAGAGUGCAACGAGCAUUUUUGCUACAAGUUGUUGUUGAUCCUUGCCACAUGGUACGGUGGAAUUCCCAAUGGAGAUUUUUGUUGUUCCUUUUGUUGAAACAUAUCUGAUAAUUUUGUGAGAGGAAGAUGAGUUAAGGUACUGUGUACUUACUGAGAUUGUAACCCUUUGGUCUAAUCUGGUGCCAAAGGGAAAAGCCAAAGACAUUAGUACAAAUACGAGAGGGUUAAUUAAGGUCAAGUUACUUAAUCACAUAAUUUACUUAAAUAUUAACCUUCAUUUAUAGUGGUAUUCCUUUCCAUAGUUACGUAAUGCUUACGUUCCUUGUCUUUGGUUUGGUGUGAUGGUAUCACAAUGUGCCCAAAUAUGGAACUGAUCAUGUGAUCAUAAUAGACCAAUCAGCAACGAUGACUGAAGGUUGUGACCAUAUUUGUAGUGGUCAUGUGACUGGGAAGUUGUGUCUGAUUGGUCGAGCCAGUAGAACAUGUCCAUAUUUGGGCAUGUUAUAUGAGACCACUUCAGCCUAUCUGUACACAGGAGAUGCAAUAGGUGCCAAAAACUGUUGUGUUUUUUGUUCUGUUUGUUUACUUGUUUAUCUGUUUUUGUUUGUGAGCGUUUUCACAUCGUGGCAUGAUGUGUCGUUUCGCUAAAUGACUGAAACCUCCUUUAUCUUCUCUCUCACUCCCUCUCUCUGUUCCUGUUAGUUUUUGUAACGUUUUCCUUUUACUUGCAUGAGAUAUAUCAUAUAUAAUAAUAGCAGAGUAUAUCUAGUACGAAAUGGUUGCAAUUUGUUUUUGGUGUGGCAAGUCCAAAGUGUUGGUACUUGAAAGUGAUCGCAGUAAAGAAAGCACACAACGGUUUAUUUAUCGUAUUAUAUGUAGAAAAGAUCGUAAGUGAAAUGUACAUGCAUGCGGAACUUUUUUUGUUUCAUUUAUUUGAUCGUCGUUCCUGUGAUGACUGAGUAAAACGUGCGAGUGGUUCUCACUUCUCAUAUGUGAAAAGUCUCUUCGAUCCUCUCUCUUGCCUUGUUUCAUUUUUUUUUUGUUUUUGCUGUUCUGCUUCGAGGUUGCAUAUUUAAGGAGGAAAGAGAGUUCUAUCUCGCUGACUCUAGCAUACGUCUGUAGAGCCUGUUUGUAACCCAGUCACGUUGUAACAUCCACCCCGGUGUUGUUGCACUUAUUAAAAAUUUGUGUGCCGUCAUCUCAACAAGUCUGUGUUUCCUGUGUGUCAUUUGUGCGUCCACAUUCGUGCUCCGAGUCGGGGCGGUCAUGCCAUUGUCUCCGUACCGUGCGUACAGACUCCCACCGAGCGCUACUCCGCCACGCCAUCCCCUCACUUUAACCAGCCAUGUUCACACACGCAAACACACACACGCUAAUAAUCGUGUCGCCAUGGUAGCGUACAUGUAGCUGUGCAGCCCCCUGCUGUCGUGUGGUGCGUUUAACGGUCGUUACUCGGUGUCCAACAAACUUAACCCAACAUUUAACCGGACAUUCUCUUACACAAGGUGGAGGAAAUCGCACUUCUGUGAACUUAACUGCAUCUUUAACAUUGAUAAUACUACACAGGGUCUGUCAGAGAUACGUGAAAUAUAAAAUCAAAUGUUUCUUCAUCAAAGUAUAACAGUCUGAUGUGAAAAUUAAUUAUACACAUCAUUGGCAAAUUUUUUUUCAAACCAGUGGGUCAAAAUGGGUAAAAUUAAAGCAGUAAUUCUUUCUUUUGGCUAUGAACUGAAAUUUGUUGCAAUUUCUUACAAAUUUGUGCAUUAAGACCCUGAACACAAGUGCCAAAACAUCUCUGUGAAACUUCUGUUUUCACGUCGUGCAAACGCAACUUCUGUGCCAAAACAACAUCCCCUCCAUUCACACAACCAUCGCUUGCUGCUUUAGCCUCGAGUCUCGAUGUAAAACAUUGCUGUACGCUUCACUCGUCUGCAAACAUUCACCGUUUCCUUGGGUCACAGGCAGAGUACCAGGGUUUAUUCACACAAACUUUCCUUCUUUGUGAAGUGUUUAAAACUACACCAGUCCUGCAUUCAGUAUAUAUCAGAAGUUUAAAAAUGUGAAAACCUGAAACUUUUGAAGCAUUUUUGCUUGGAAAUGUGAAAUCUGUGUUGUUAAAAACUGAACAAGAAAAAAUUUUCAUGAAGUGAAGAACACUGCUUCGCAAUGCUGCAUGAGGAUCUCAGCAGGCAAGCUAUCACCUUUGACCUGUAACAUUUGACCUUUACCACCUGACGACACCAAUCCCAUGAUGCACUGGAGAUGAUCAUGUGACCUCAUCUGUCCGUGUUUCUUGUGUUUGUUCUGGCUUGACCAUCUCUGCAUUACCGUCUUCACGUGUUGCGUUUUUCCGUUUGUCGAUUUGUGUUUCGUGAUGUGUCACAUAUUUUUCUAAUGCAGAGUAUUUAUAAUAUAUAUUUUAUCAGAUGGCGUAAAAAAAAACACACAAGGUUGAGAGAGAACUUAAGGAACGUUAUAACGAUCAGAGGUUGCUUAAGAAAGGAGAAAAGGGACCAGGUGAUACCAAUGUUUUCCUUAAACCGUCUUAAGUCCAUACCAGCAUUCCAAGACAAUUUUCCAGCCUCCAGAAAAAAACAAGAAGCCAUUUCAGGUUCGUAACUCGCCUCGGUUACGGCCACUAUAAUAUUGUUGCCAUUCCGUAUCCAUGACAUUGAUGAAUCCAUUGUUGCUCAUUGGCUGGAACUUUGGCUUUGUUGUCGAGGUCAGAGGUCAGCAUUGGUAUCCAUGGUAACGGAGUGACGUGUGAGAAAACAAGUGUACUUAAACUAGUGACCAAAACUUGUGGCUUGGGGGCACGACGUCGCUUUUCCUUGUUCAAGUGGAAACAAAACAGAAAAAAAACCACAAAAAUGUUGUCCAGGAAGUUCUCACUGAGGUGCUACGAUGUGGAAAAUAGGACAGGCUUGGACACCCCUGUUUCUAGAGUGGACUGUUCCAACAUGAUUGACAGUUCGAACAGAUGGAAAGGUGGAAGUUUUAGAAAUGACAAUCACUGUAAAAGAGAUAUUAUCGUAGCUUGUAGGAAGUUUAUGGCAGAGAAUUGAAUGAAGCCCCCUUGUUUUAAAGCUGGUGGCAGCCUGCAUUGAAAAUGCAGGGUAUUUCACAUACAAAAGAGGCCAACUUACCACCAACUUGUCCACCCCUUUUCGGGGGAAAUGGAAAAGGCCCGGACGUACAAUAGGAAUGUGCCACUCUCAGAAAUAGGGGUGUUUGAGCCUAGAAGCAGUGAAAAUUGCCUAGCGCUGGGAUUUGAUGUUUCCCACUAGAUGUUGAAUGUUAUAGUACUCUGCGGUCUAAUUUGUACACAGAAUUUGAUUGUAGUUCUAUUUUGAAAUAA
Molecule: messenger RNA, 7472 nt
Organism: Branchiostoma belcheri (Belcher's lancelet)
Lineage: Eukaryota; Metazoa; Chordata; Leptocardii; Amphioxiformes; Branchiostomatidae
Product: CUGBP Elav-like family member 2
Exons: 20
Coding region: 222-1988 (588 amino acids)
Biological process (GO): regulation of alternative mRNA splicing, via spliceosome; mRNA splice site recognition
Cellular component (GO): cytoplasm; nucleus; ribonucleoprotein complex
Molecular function (GO): mRNA 3'-UTR binding
Source: RefSeq, a predicted model, not a curated record